AUGUCUUCUAAGCUUCGGAUUCUAGUUCCCAUCAAGAGGGUGAUUGACUUCGCCAUCAAGCCGCGUAUAAACAAGGCUGGCACCGGUGUAGAGACCAAGGGUGUCAAAUUCAGCAUGAAUCCAUUUUGUGAUAUUGCAUUGGAAGAAUCUUUAAGACUUCGUGAAAAUAACAAAGACCUUGUUGAUCACAUCCAUGCGGUGUCUAUAGGCCCUACCAAGGCACAGGAUGUGUUGCGUACAGCAUUGGCCAAGGGAGCAGACUCCACUACUUUGGUUGACGUCGGGGACGAUGAAGUCGAGCCACUUGCAGUAGCCAAGAUUCUCAAGAAAAUGGUAGAAAAGCAGAACUCUAACCUUGUGAUUUUGGGUAAGCAGGCCAUUGACGAUGAUGCCAACCAAACCGGUCAAAUAUUAUCUGGGCUUUUGGAUUGGCCUCAGGCCACAAAUGCUUCCAAGGUUCAAGUCGAAGGAGAUUCUGUUACUGUUACCCGUGAGAUUGAUGGAGGUUCUGGAACCCUUCGUGCGAAGCUUCCUAUGGUUAUAACCACCGAUUUGCGUUUGAAUGAACCACGGUAUGCGUCAUUGCCCAAUAUAAUGAAGGCCAAGAAGAAGCCAUUGGAAAAGUUGAAAGCAUCUGACUUUGACGUAGAUCUCACGAAGCGGGUGGAGACUUUGAAGGUAGAGGAGCCACCAGCGCGUCAAGCUGGUGUGAGAGUGGAAAGUGUGGACGAGUUGAUUUCGAAGUUGAAGGAGAUAAAGGCUUUGUAG
Messenger RNA from Meyerozyma guilliermondii ATCC 6260, 768 nucleotides. RefSeq lists its product as uncharacterized. Gene Ontology annotation, cellular component: cytosol. Gene Ontology annotation, molecular function: electron transfer activity. Bases 1 to 768 code for a protein of 255 amino acids. The transcript has a single exon. Lineage: Eukaryota; Fungi; Ascomycota; Pichiomycetes; Serinales; Debaryomycetaceae. The record is from RefSeq and is a predicted model, not a curated record.